UCUCAGCAGUUUUGGUAACUACUUUAACGAAACAACUGAUUAAUAGCAUUCCAAUAGUGUAUGCAAAUAAAUUUUGAAUUCUGGUCCACUCCAGCUAGUCGCUCAUAGAUACAAAAGAACUAGGUUCUAUCCUCAGUUAGAUUGAUAGCUUCAUUUACGUUGAUAGAGUCCCUAAAGAGAGAGUGCAAAACUCUACUGAAUCGAACAACACUUUUGCUUUGGGACGAUUUUCGACUAAAAUUGAAGACCGAUAAUCUCGAGUCGAAUAUUUACAUAACAACGAAUGUGGAUAUCCAAACAACAAAAAUAAUCUCUAUUUUGGAUUAAAUUCGAAAUAGAAUCAUCAAUCAUCGACUUACAUUUGGAAACAUUCUGUUCGGACUCCGCAGACGCCUUGUAAGGGACCUUAGUGUGUUGUGAUCGUUUUUCAUUUUGCGCGCAUUACAUCUCAGUUUCUGAUAAGAACUUCUAAGUCUUGAAAAUAUGUGUUAGCAUUUGAUUGUAAUAUGAACUGCUCUUCACUAGUCUAACUUAGCGAUAUAAACGUAUAGACUUAAACUCAGAAAACAGUAGCUGAGAGUAGCUGAUAAACAGUAGACCGUGACCAGUUUGAAUAUCAAAACGGCGAAGAUAUGUUCCCGAAGAGACUCAAAUCCUCAUUUCCGUUAGGCAGAUUGAUGGCCAUCAUUUGCAUUGCCGUUUCCCGUGUUGGCCAACUUUCGCAAGCAGUUGAAGUGCCAUCAAAUUGCGUCCAGCACACGGACAUCACCGGAACGUUCGAUCGGUACUAUGAAUUGGAUCAGAUCGGCAACCAGCGCUCGACGGAGGUUCUGGUUGAUUUCUAUAUGUUCAUUGAGGUGCAGAACUUUCAGGAAGAAAUUGCCAUACUCUUUUCCAGUCAGGAUAGGUCGAACGAAUAUCCGGAUUUCGCACGCACCUAUGAGAUACGGGUGACCAAUGUUUAUACGGUUAUUUAUCGCGAGACACUGAAGAUGCAAGCCUACCAUGCACCGAAAACCGUGCGUGCCGAUGAUUGCUCGAGAAAAGAAGCAGAAAAUCGCUGUGGAUGUGGCGAAUCACCUCCAUCCUGCAUUGAACCCAAAUUGUUUCCGGAAGAUCGAUUCAAGAUUCAUUUCAAAAUUCUACGCGAAGGUAACAUCACUAUCACGAUUGAUGAUAACGUGAAAAAGCCCCUGCUAAACGUUUAUGACGAUCGCGGUACGUUAGAUGUGCGGUACAUCAGUUUCGCGUCGCGUUACAAUGCCUACCCGAUAACAUUCCACUUCGGGUGCGUUCCGGCGAUGCCGAGUACGGAAGGACCAGCAGCGGAAGCCUUGUAUGAAAGACCAUUAGCGGAAGCCUUGCAUGAAUGUCCCGUGUGCCCCAAGCAGAAGUGUGAAGUUAUUGUAAAAGCUUGCACGGAUAGCAGCAAGGAUGCGGCCGAAGACGAUCCGGAAAAGCAGAAGUACUACUUCUAUUUUAACAUGUACUUGAGCAAGAAUCGCAAGGGCUUGGAUGCUACGCAGACUAAUCUAUUGAACCAAAUACCGACUUGAUGGAAGGUUUUGAAUAGAUUUGGAAGAAAUCUCAAAUGAUCCAAUAAAUGUUUCGGUUUGAUCUGUU
This is a messenger RNA of Malaya genurostris, 1623 nucleotides long. RefSeq lists its product as uncharacterized. NCBI's taxonomy places the organism in Eukaryota, Metazoa, Arthropoda, Insecta, Diptera, Culicidae. The transcript has 2 exons. The record is from RefSeq and is a predicted model, not a curated record. The coding region runs from base 633 to 1556 and encodes 307 amino acids.